AGCUCGAAGGAAAGUAGUGGGACUCCGGAGGAGAGAGGGAAAGAGAGAGAAAGAACUUCGUGCUUUACAUUACACACAGACACGGGAGAAAGGACGACUGCGUGGACAGUUGUCAUAUACAUUUUGUGCCUUUUUAAUUUGUAAAUCAACGUUUACACGUGCGUUUACGGUUGUAGUGGAUGUAAAGGGAUUAGAAUAGAAUCGGGGGAAUGUAUCCUGCUCGGGCAACAGUGACCGACCGUCUUCCGAGAUGUCAACUCAACAUUCUCCGGGCCAUCAUGCUACUCCAGGCCGUUCUAGAGAUGACUGCGACCAGGUUUGAAGACCCUAGUGUGAUGGACGCUUCCACUUGGAACAGCUCAGACCUGUUUCUUCGUCUGGAGGCUCCGAUGAACAACAUCACCACGUCUCUGGGCCAGACGGCGGAGCUGCUGUGCCGUGUGUCCGGUAACCCCCUUCCCACGGUGCGCUGGCUGAAGAAUGACGCUCCCGUGGUCCAAGAGCCUCGCCGGAUCUCCUACCGGCCCACGACCUACGGAUCGCGCCUCCGCAUCCGUAACUUGGACACCACAGACACAGGCUACUUCCAGUGUGUGGCCACCAACAGCUACGGCACCGUCUCCACCACCGGUGUACUCUUCGUCAAGUUUGAUCCACUCCUAACCCCUCUGCCAGGAAGACCCUCUGCGGAUGAUUUUGAUGAAGAGGGGUUUUGCCAGCCGUACAGGGGCGUAGCUUGUUCUCGCUUCAUAGGGAACCGCAGCAUCUUCGUCGACUCCCUGCAGAUGCAGGGCGAGAUCGAGACCCAGAUCACAGCCGCCUUCACUAUGAUCGGAACGUCCAGCCACCUGUCGGACCGCUGCUCCCAGUUCGCCAUCCCGUCUCUGUGCCACUUUGCCUUCCCGACAUGUGACCGCAGCUCUGGGACAGACAAGCCCAGGGACCUGUGUAAGGAUGAAUGCGAGAUCCUGGAGAAUGACCUGUGUAAGACCGAGUACAUCAUCGCCCGUUCCAACCCCAUCAUCCUGAAGAGACUGAAGCUGCCGAACUGUGAGGACCUGGCAGCACACGACAGCCCAGAGGCUGCGAUCUGUAUGAGGAUAGGAAUCCCCAUGGCCGAGCCCAUCAACAAGAACCACAAGUGUUUCAACAGCAGUGGUUCAGCCUACCGUGGGACGGUCAGUAAGACCAAGUCGGGUCGUCAGUGUCAGCCCUGGAACUCUCAGUACCCUCACAGCCACACCUACCUGGCGUUGCGCUACCCAGAGCUCAGCGGAGGCCACUCUUACUGCCGUAACCCCGGCAACACGCAGGAGGGACCAUGGUGUUUCACCCUGGACGAGGGAGUCCGUAUGGAGCUGUGCGACAUCCCCGCCUGCGAUUAUAAGGAGAACCGUGGGGGCAGUAACAUGGAGAUUCUUUACAUCCUGGUCCCGAGCGUAGCCAUCCCUCUGGCCAUUGCCCUCUUCUUCUUCAUCUGUGUGUGUCGUAACAACCAGAAGGCUGCCCGACCCCCGGCGCCCAGACAGCCCAAACCUGUCAGAGGACAGAAUGUAGAGAUGUCCAUGCUCACCAACUACAAACCCAAGAGUAAGGCCAAGGAGCUCCCCCUCUCUGCAGUGCGGUUCAUGGAGGAGCUAGGUGAAUGUGCAUUUGGUAAGAUCUACAAGGGUCACCUGUACCUGCCUGGUAUGGAGCAAGCCCAGCUGGUUGCCAUCAAGACCCUGAAGGACUACUCCAGCCCUGGCCAGUGGGGUGAAUUCCAACAGGAAGCGUCGGUCAUGGCUGAGCUUCACCAUCCCAACGUGGUGUGUCUGCUGGGUGUAGUGACCCAGGAACAGCCUGUCUGCAUGCUGUUUGAGUUCCUGAACCAAGGGGACCUCCAUGAGUUCCUCAUCAUGCGCUCUCCUCACUCUGACGUGGGCUGUAGUAGCGACGAGGACGGGACCGUCAAGUCCAGCCUGGACCACGGGGACUUCCUGCACCUGGCCUUACAGGUGGCUGCUGGGAUGGAGUACCUGGCCAGUCACUUCUUCGUCCAUAAGGACCUAGCAGCCCGUAACAUCCUGGUGGGAGAACAGCUCCACGUCAAGAUAUCUGACCUGGGCCUGUCCAGAGAGAUCUACACCUCAGACUACUACAGGGUCCAGCCCAAGGCUUUACUCCCUAUCCGCUGGAUGCCUCCAGAGUCCAUUGCCUAUGGGAAGUUCACGUCGGAGUCAGACAUCUGGGCGUUUGGUGUGGUGCUUUGGGAGAUCUUCAGCUACGGCCUGCAGCCCUACUACGGCUUCAGUAACCAGGAGGUCAUGGAGAUGGUGAGGAAACGUCAGCUGCUGCCCUGCCCAGAGGACUGCCCCCCCAGGGUUUUCGGCCUGAUGACAGAGUGCUGGCAGGAGGGCCCGACGAGAAGACCACGUUUCAAAGAUAUCCAUGGCCGCCUGAGGGCCUGGGAGGGGCUGUCAUCCCACGCUAGUUCUAGUACCCCAUCAGGAGGCGGGGGCAACGCCACAACUCAGACCACCUCGUUGAGCGCCAGUCCGGUCAGUAAUCUCAGCAACCCGCGCUAUGCCGCCGCUGCAGGUUACCUCUACCCGGCCCAGGGGAUGCCUGCGCAAGGUCAUCCAGGCCACCAGAUGGCAGGCUGGACCCCUAUGACCCAUGGAGCGCCCAUGGCCCAGAACCAGCACCAACGCUUCAUCCCUGUCAACGGGUACCCCAUCCCCCCAGGCUACGCUGCCUUCCCUGCGGCCCACUUUCAGGCCCAGGGCCCCCCCAGGGUGGUGCAGCACCUCCCCCCGCCCAAGAGCAGAUCUCCCAGCAGCGCUAGCGGCUCCACCAGCACCGGUCACGUGACAAGCGUGCCCUCCACGGGGUCCAAUCAGGAUGCGAACACGCCUCUGCUGUCACACUGUGUGGCAAUAUCCGCCCUGCCAGGGGGCGGGACCAUGCAGGUGUAUGGACACAUGUCCCAGAAGGCUUUGCAACAGAUGGACCCCUCACAGACGUCCGCACUGCUGGCCGACGCCAACAGACUCAUGUAUAGUGAAUCGGUCAUCACUGCAGACCUGUAAAUACACUGCAGACCUGUACUGUAUAUCACCUGGUUGAUUUGAUGGUUUUUGUUUCGUUUUUUUUGUAAGAAAGUUAUUAUAAUAAUUGUUUCAACUUUCUACUUUUACUUGUAAAUACAUGCACGUAAAUCCUGAAUGAACGAGAUGCAAAGAUUUAUAUUCAAAAGAACUAAAAAAAAACUAAAAAGAGACAUCAAGUGUGUCCUGCCCCCUACUCUGAAACUCAAACUGCCUUGAUAGACUUUUUUUUAGUGAUGCUACUCCGUGUGCCUGCCUGGACACCGGGAUUUCUAAGCUCAGAGUAGGUCAACAAUAACACACCUGUCAAUAUAAUGACUCUAUCACUCGGACGUCAUUGUGAAUAAAACCUCCCAUUGACGUCAAUAAAUCUUCCAAGACUCCCGUUGACGUCAGAAUGAUUUCGGCGGAAGUCCGAGCUGCACAGAGCCCUUCUGGUAGCUUACAAUAUGUACUGAAGCAGGGUGUGUUGUUGCUUGGACUGGAGGGGCCCUGUACUGAAGCAGCGGGAGUCCCCGGUUGUGGCGUCAGUAGGGCUUUAUAUUCAGUUGAGCCUGUGUCAGCACAUCUGCCUGGCUGGCAUCCCUACAGUGCACCUCUCUCCUCCAGGAGGCUAAGCCCCCCUCUAGGGAUAUGUGAACUUCAAAGACUUCUGAUUUGACUUCAAAGCGGCCUGUGGAGAAGGGACGAGGCCCUACCUACGCAACGCUAUGCAAUGACAUAGCACUCAUACCCUCUGCUUCAGUCUCCACAGCUAUGUGCCUCCACAGAUGUGUGCCUCUACAGCUAUGUGCCUCCACAGAUGUGUGCCUCUACAGCUAUGUGCCUCCACAGAUGUGCGCCUCUACAGCUAUGUGCCUCCACAGAUGUGGGCCUCUACAGCUCUGUGCGUCCACUAGACUCUCUCUCGUUCUCAAUACAGGGUUCUGUCAACUCGUAUGCAAUGAUAUACUGUAGCUACUAGGAACAAAUCAGAACAGUGUUUAAACCAGCCGAACUUCUCUCUCCAGUCUGUGUCCAUGUCUGUCCUCCUCUUUCUUAUCAUCUCAUAUCUGGUACAUUCAGCUAUGCAAUAUGGCUCUUACAUUGGCUAUGCAGACUUUGAUGGAUAAUCGUAUUGUCUUUUGAUGAUAUAUAGAAGUGGGACUAACAAACGUAUGCCGAUCAUUACAACUUCUUUGUCAAAACGAUCCACGAUAUAAAAAAGUAUGUUCUACUAUAGACUGAAUGAAUGAUAUAAGGCUUUUGAUAAAAUACAGGGGGGGUGAAUGAGAAAUCCUUCCACAUUUUAGCACACAGCUCACAGAAGCAGCUACAAUACAGUAUAUUUCACCUCAGUUGAAUGUGUUUGUUGCUAUGCAACUGUUUAGUUAAAAAGACGCACACCCUUUGCCCGUACAGAAAGAGGACAAUCGUCGGUUUACCCUUGGUAGCACUUGCCUUCCAUGUUAACUUUGGUAUAAUACACAACUCUGUAAUGUUAAGAGCAUCCUUAUCUUUUAUCAAGGUACAAAGUCUACUAUCCUGACAUUUUCUGUGAUGUGUCAAUUAGUCCGAUACUGUCGAGAGGUACAAACCUGCUCUUUAGAUGAAGGUUUUGGUUUGUUUAAAUUCCACAUAUCUUAUAUUUUUUUUCUAAAAACAGGUUUUUACCUUCCUAGGUAUCUGGAGUUUUAUACAGGUAUCUUUUGAUAAAUGUAUAUGAAUUUAAGUGCAUAUAUACCAGUUCAAAACCACUUAAACACAAGACUGUGAAUCUUGGGACUGGCUAUUUUGUGUAGUUAAAAAAAAAAAAUGUUAGAUCAGUUUCUUUUCAUAAAACAGUCUAAGAUAGUCUUUUCAUAAAACUUGUUUAGAUUGCAGUAUUACAGUGUAUUCAUAAGAAAGGUUUACAUGCAGAAUAUUCUAUUGACCAAGAGGCCUUGUCUUUGUAUUUGUCAGAAGAUAUUUGCACAGAAGUUUUGUAUGGCAAAAUAUUAUUAAAUAAUUCAAUGUUUUUGUCAUA
This is a messenger RNA of Oncorhynchus mykiss (rainbow trout), 5094 nucleotides long. RefSeq names its product inactive tyrosine-protein kinase transmembrane receptor ROR1. Gene Ontology annotation, biological process: positive regulation of kinase activity; cell surface receptor protein tyrosine kinase signaling pathway; positive regulation of canonical NF-kappaB signal transduction. Gene Ontology annotation, cellular component: signaling receptor complex; plasma membrane. The record is from RefSeq and is a predicted model, not a curated record. NCBI's taxonomy places the organism in Eukaryota, Metazoa, Chordata, Actinopteri, Salmoniformes, Salmonidae. Gene Ontology annotation, molecular function: ATP binding; Wnt-protein binding; protein kinase activity.